This is a messenger RNA of Chelonia mydas (Green sea turtle), 643 nucleotides long. RefSeq lists its product as uncharacterized. Bases 99 to 392 code for a protein of 97 amino acids. The record is from RefSeq and is a predicted model, not a curated record. The transcript is spliced from 3 exons. NCBI's taxonomy places the organism in Eukaryota, Metazoa, Chordata, Testudines, Cheloniidae.
CUCUGAGCUGCUCCUUAGGAGUCUGGGCUGCUCCCUGAAAGCCCACGUGGGCGUUUCCAGACACGUGAGGCGACGCUGCCCGCGCUCCCUGUCUGGACAUGGAGGCAGCUGCUCCGCUCCCGGGUGGCGCUCGGCGCAGCAGGAGCUCUGGACUGCUGCUUCCCGGGCCGGGCCGGACGCGGAGUGAUGCCCAACUGCUGGAGGAUGCGCUCGGCCGGCUGAGCGGGGCCACUGCGGCCAUCACCGCCAACGUGCGGCGGAUCAAUGUGGCGCUGGAGAGGAUUCUGGAGGAUAAAGCAACUGUGGAGGAGCUGAACCAAAUGCUGAUGUGUCAGGGGCGGGGGCCUGGGCUAAUAGUUUCUGGGCACCAAAAGACCUUUGAGUCAAAGUAGCUAUGGGAUCACCCCACAGAGAACCGCGACCACACCUUCUGCUUCCAAGAGACAUGUUGGGGCCCUGUAUCAGAGAGUGGGACCCAAGCUGCUCAAGGACAUCCUGGCUUGUUGCCAGCUAGAGACGCUGCCUUCUUGAGGACACUAGGAACACUUUUGGGUGCUGGGUGGCAGUUCUGCCCCAUGAUGGUUGGAGAUUUUCCAGUCACUCUUUGUUCUCACAGAUAAUAAACAUGAGACAUGAUCCCUGA